ACAGCAGUGACAAAGACACAUGUGGCAAUCCUUGAAAAAGUCAGUUUAUGUCAUAAACUGAAUUUAUAAUCUGGGAAGCAUUGUCAUCAGGCCUUGUCUUUAGUAACUUCACCUUUCCCUUUUUCUUGUUCUGUUUUGCCCACAUCUAAGCACAGUGUUGACAAGCAACUUAUCAAUAGGGAGCAAAUCACUUAUUUUGGUCAUAUUUCUAUGGCCAUAUCUUUUACCUAUCAAAUCCAGCAUACAUAAGUCCAUCCAUAUACUGUAUUUUUCUCUCCAGGGUAGAGAGUUAGAAGUCAGGAUUCUGAAAGAUUUACUAGCAAAUUUUGACAACAAAUUGUUAUCCAUGAGCAGAAUCAGCCCAAUUCUCCUGUUGGUAAUAGUAGUUGUUGCUGUUUUAUUUUUUGUCUUUGGUCUUCUUCAUCUUCUGAUUAGGUAUUGUUUAAAGAUGCCUUCUUUUUCAUCACUUUCUCAUUCCAAUAGAAUCCCAGAAUCAAGUAGUUCUCAGGCUCUACAAAGGCAGCUUCAACAGCUCUUUCGGCAACAUGAUUCUGGUUUAGACCAAUCUAUCAUUGAUACUCUGCCUGUGUUUUUGUAUAAGGAUAUUAUGGGGUUGAAGGAGCCAUUUGAUUGUGCUGUUUGUUUAUGUGAAUUUUCAGAACAUGACAAACUCAGAUUGCUCCCUUUGUGUAGUCAUGCUUUUCACAUCCAUUGUAUAGACACAUGGCUCUUAUCAAACUCAACUUGUCCUUUAUGUAGAGGUGUAAUUACUUCAGGAAUUUCUAUGGGAAACUCCUUGUUUAGCUCUAAUUAUGAGUCAAGAGAACAUUGGAAUUUCCAUUUGGAAGAUGGAAUUAGACAGAGUCACAAGCCAGGAGUACUCAUGCAAGAAAAUGUUGGAGAAAUGAGAGUUUUCUCAGUUAGAUUAGGUAAGUACAAAAAUGUAAAUGAAGGGAGUGAAAAUUAUGAAGACAAAAGUCAAGGGGAAAUUAGCAGCAGCAAUUUGAAUGCAAGGAGAUGUUUCUCAAUGGGUUCAUUUCAAUAUGUGGUUGGUGAUUCAGAAUUGCAGAUAGCUUUGCCCAAUGUGAAGAUUCUCAAAGCUAAGUGUGAGAACAACAAUUUUGGGGCUACUACAGUAACAGAAGGAAAAAAGAUCAGUGCUAGGACUAAAGGAGAGAGCUUCUCUGUUUCAAAGAUUUGGCUUUGGUCUAAGAAAGGCAAUUCCUCAUGUUCUUCAGAAACAAAUGUUGGUGGACUAUCUCUUAAUCUAGAUAUUCUCAUAACAAACAGAACUCAGUUUGUGUAACAAUAGUGCAAAAAUUGUUAUUGGUUUUACAAAGUGCUGAAAUAGACAUCAAUGCUUACAUCC
Nicotiana tabacum (common tobacco) is the source of this 1369-nucleotide messenger RNA. Its product is annotated as RING-H2 finger protein ATL46-like. The record is from RefSeq and is a predicted model, not a curated record. Gene Ontology annotation, molecular function: ubiquitin protein ligase binding. NCBI's taxonomy places the organism in Eukaryota, Viridiplantae, Streptophyta, Magnoliopsida, Solanales, Solanaceae.